UAGAGCUCAAUUUGGAAAAAUUUAAAAAUCCAUUAACUGAAAAGAGAUAAUAAGGUGAAAAAUGGCUGGAGUCACAGCAACAAUGGUCCAGACCACCCGCGUUAUGGUUCGCACCGCAUUGGGUUCGAGAGUUUUUGGCUCCAACCCUACACUAAUUACCCACCCCCAGGUGCGAUUUGUGUCGUCACCCUCGCCGUCGGAUACAGCCAAGCGUGCUAUCGACGAGCUGAAAAACGCUGGGAGCCAAAUUAAAGAGAAAACAGCUUCUCACGCAGGCUAUGUGGCGAACCAAUCGAAAGCUGCCGCCGGAGCGACAGAGAACAUUACCGAGAAAGCAAAGCAAUCAGCACAAGAAGCUUGGAGCGCCACUAAGGACGCCGCCCAGAAAGUGCAAGAUACAGUGGUUGGAAAAGCCGAGGCGUCUGCUGAUGUUGUCAAAGAUCAUAUCGAAGCUGCAAAACGCACCAUCAACACCAAAUAAUUAAGAUUGCAUCAAAUAUUGUUAUUUUUGGUGCACUUUGUUUAAUAUUUUAAAUUUAUAUAUAAUAACUACAAUGAAGCUUACGAGGA
Molecule: messenger RNA, 570 nt
Organism: Lactuca sativa (garden lettuce)
Lineage: Eukaryota; Viridiplantae; Streptophyta; Magnoliopsida; Asterales; Asteraceae
Product: Late embryogenesis abundant protein (LEA) family protein
Source: RefSeq, a predicted model, not a curated record